AUGAAGGGAAGCCUCUCUCAUGAGCUAGACUUGGAAGCGACGGCCGAGGUGGCGUGGGGAAUUUACGGCACGCUUAAACUGACCGAAGUUGUCCUUAAACAGCUAUCGAGUAUGAUCUCAAAGAUUGAGGUUGAUGGUGAUGGGGGAGUUGGAACUGUUUUUUGUGCCACUUUUGGUUCUGAUAACAAAGUUUUCAAGGAGAAGGUUGUGACGCUUGAUAAUGAGAAGCGUAUUAAGGAGUUAUCGGUGACCCAAGGAGCGCUUUUGGACUUGGGUUUCACAUCAGAGUUGAUUCGUUUGGAGAUUUUGGACAAGGACGAGAGCUACUGCACGGUCAAGACUACUAUCGAGUACGAAAUAGAGGAUGAGCACGAGGCCAAAGCUUCACUCGUCGACGUUGCUAUUUUGGCUAUGAUGGCUGAGGCAGUUGCAGAGCAUCUCCGAGAGGAGAAAGCUAAUUAUAGUGUUUAAGCGUGAAACUUGUUCUAAUUUUCAACCUUAAUUUCUUGUUGGAUGAUGGAUGUCCUAGACAA
This is a messenger RNA of Asparagus officinalis (garden asparagus), 533 nucleotides long. RefSeq names its product S-norcoclaurine synthase-like. The transcript has 2 exons. The record is from RefSeq and is a predicted model, not a curated record. Gene Ontology annotation, cellular component: nucleus; cytoplasm. Gene Ontology annotation, molecular function: signaling receptor activity; protein phosphatase inhibitor activity; abscisic acid binding. Gene Ontology annotation, biological process: abscisic acid-activated signaling pathway; defense response. The coding region runs from base 1 to 471 and encodes 156 amino acids. Lineage: Eukaryota; Viridiplantae; Streptophyta; Magnoliopsida; Asparagales; Asparagaceae.